Molecule: messenger RNA, 2492 nt
Organism: Aspergillus alliaceus
Lineage: Eukaryota; Fungi; Ascomycota; Eurotiomycetes; Eurotiales; Aspergillaceae
Product: putative choline sulfatase
Exons: 2
Coding region: 341-2101 (586 amino acids)
Molecular function (GO): sulfuric ester hydrolase activity
Source: RefSeq, a predicted model, not a curated record
UGUAGAUCUCCGAAUCCAUCAAUACAUCCAUACAUGAAGUAAUUUCGUUUCUAGUACAUGUACAUACAAUCAUAAUUUUUUUUCCUCCUUUUUUUUCAAUUUCUUUUUUUUCCCUUUUUCUCACUUUGCCAUGACUAUUCACCCACCCUGAAAAGCAAUAUCCGCCCCGGGGAUACUUAUAACUGGUCCUUCUCCUUUCCGGUUCCCAUUCUUUCUCGUCCCUUUCCUUCUUCAUCCUUCCCACUUCUUUUCUUCUGCCGACCACCACUUCUUCCAAAGCCGGCCCUGACGCCAUAUAUUCUUUAGAUUAGAGUGUGAAAGAGAUCAAGCAACCUUCGCAAUGGCUACGAAGAAGCCCAACAUCCUUUACAUCAUGGCUGAUCAGAUGGCUGCCCCCCUUCUGGCCUUUCAUGACAAGGACUCCCCCAUCAAGACCCCUAAUCUGAACCGUUUGGCGGAGGAAGGCGUUGUCUUCGAUUCAGCCUACUGUAACUCGCCGCUAUGUGCGCCGUCCCGCUUCGUCAUGGUGACUGGCCAAUUGCCCUCCAAGAUCGGAGCCUACGAUAACGCCGCCGACUUACCCGCUGACAUCCCCACUUACGCCCAUUAUCUACGUCGUGAGGGUUAUCACACCGCUCUGGCGGGCAAGAUGCACUUCUGCGGACCGGACCAGCUGCAUGGCUACGAACAGCGUUUAACCAGCGACAUAUACCCCGGCGACUACGGUUGGUCUGUCAAUUGGGAUGAGCCGGAUAUUCGCCCUGAUUGGUAUCACAACAUGUCCUCCGUUAUGGAGGCUGGCCCUGUUGUGCGGACCAAUCAACUUGAUUUUGACGAGGAAGUCAUGUACAAAUCCACUCAGUACCUUUACAAUCAUGUCCGCCAGCGCACCGAUCAGCCAUUUUGUUUGACGGUUUCCUUGACUCACCCCCAUGAUCCUUACGCCAUGACCAAGGAGUUCUGGGAUUUGUAUGAGGGCGUCGAUAUCCCUUUGCCAAAGAAUGGCGCCAUCCCACAAGACCAGCAGGAUCCUCAUUCUCAGCGUGUUAUGAAGUGCAUUGAUUUGUGGGGCAAAGAAAUGCCUGAGGAACGGAUCAAGGCUGCUCGCCGCGCCUACUACGCUGCUUGUACUUACGUCGAUACCAAUGUCGGCAAGCUGUUGAAGGUUCUAGAUGAUUGCGGUUUGACCGAAGACACGAUUGUUGUGUUCACUGGUGACCACGGAGAUAUGCUAGGCGAGCGCGGACUGUGGUAUAAGAUGGUCUGGUACGAGAACUCAGCACGUGUCCCCAUGAUCAUGCAUGCGCCCAAGCGCUUUGCCCCUAAGCGUAUCUCCCAGAACGUGUCAACGAUGGACUUGUUGCCUACUUUCGUCGAUCUGGUAGGCGCGCAGUUGAUUCAGGAAUUGCCCAUGGACGGCGUGUCCUUGCUUCCAUAUCUGACAGGCGAGGAUGGUCUCAAGACCGAUACAGUGCUGGGCGAGUACAUGGCUGAGGGAACGCAGUCUCCAGUGGUUAUGAUCCGUCGCGGCCGUUGGAAGUUUGUGUACUCGCUGAUCGACCCGCCAAUGCUUUUCGAUGUGGAAGCAGACCCUGAAGAAAAGGUAAACCUUGCAGCUGGUUUAGUUGUUCCGGCACAAGUGGUUGCGACAAAACCUACUGCCGGAUCACAGUUGCAACCGGCAUCGUUGCCCACUCCGGCUGAUUCUCCGCGUGUGUCGCCUCGGCCCCAACGUGGAGCUUCGUCUGCCUAUCCAUUCCCUAGCCCUCCACGAACCCCUAGUCCAGGCAAGGGAUUGCCUUCGAUGCCCACGACUACCGAACCAGCCAAGAUUUUGGCAUACUUCAUGGAAGAGGCGCAAGCUCGCUGGGAUUUGGAAAGCAUCACGGAGGAUGUCCUGCGGUCGCAGCGUCGGCGGCGACUAGUUUACUCGGCUUUGAUCAAGGGCAACCCGGCUAUUUGGGACUACGAGCCGCGUAUUGAUCCAAGCACACAGUAUGUGCGCAACCAAGGCAAGGGUGCUUUGGACGAUGUAGAAUUGAUUUCUCGCUGGCCUCGUGUGCUGCAGCAAGCAGCCAACGUGAUGGGCACCAAGGUUUAGGUCAUUCUUCGAGAAAGAGAAGAGACUGGAAAAGGGUCAUUUAAAAUUUCGGCAUAGCUUUCGGUCUUUUUUUUUUUUGGUAUAUCCUCGGGUGUUUCUUUUAUCUUGCGAUGUUGAAUUUGCUCAGAUGAAUUCCGUUUUACGAUGAUUUAGCGAGGCGCGAUACCCGGCAUUGUUUGCAUUCACAGCGUUUGCUUGAGUCUACCUAGCGAUUGAUGAAUGCGUUUUUGUUCUCGGGAUCUCCAGCAGAUGGUACGGCAGUGCUGUACAUAAAAACAUAGGAGAGCUGCCUGCUUGUAUGUAUGUAUGAUAGAACAGACUGACAGACAAACAGAAUGACUGAAUAUAAAUAUUUCAAGAUACACGGAAAGAUAAGGCACGUGAGGAUCAU